ACUUCGCAGCUCACGCGUGUGUGUCGUUUCACCACGCAUGCGCGCAGAAAGAAGUUGCGUUGCGCUCUGGAUGCGUCAUGGGCGGCUGGGCUGGGCGCUCCGCCCCAUUCCUCUCUCUCCCUCGCUCACUGGCCUGGGGCGUCCCGGGCCGCACGCGGAGCAGGCCGGGGGGAGUUAAAAAGAAGAGACUAACAUGGUUGAAAACUCUCCAGCCCCAUUGCCUGAAAGAGCAAUAUAUGGGUUUGUUCUUUUCUUAGGCUCCCAGUUUGGCUUUAUGUUAUACCUUGUAUGGGCGUAUGUUCCUGAAUCUUGGUUAUUCUCAUUGGGACUAACCUACUGGCCUCAAAAGUACUGGGCAGUUGCUUUGCCUGUAUACCUUCUAGUUACUUUAGGAAUUGGCUAUAUACUACUCUUUGGUAUUAACAUGAUGAGUACUGCUCCACUUAACUCCAUGCACACCAUUACAGAUAACUUUGCAAAAAAUCAGCAGCAGAAGAAAUCUCAAGAAGAAGCAAUCCCUGCAUUGAGGGAUAUUCCCAUUAGUGAAGUAAACCAAAUGUUUUUCCUUGCUGACAAAGGCAUUUGUAACAGAAAUUAAUUGGAACCAGACCCUGUUAGAAUAAGACACUACAGUACUUCAAUAAUUUUUUAGAAACCCAUUGUAAGAAAAGUCAAAGGCUUGUCAGUGCUAAGAAAUCUAACUCUUUCAACAACUGGAAUAGAUGAAUUUGUAUCUAAAUUAAGCUGUGGUCAACACUGGUUCACCCUGUGUGGCAUAGAGUACUGAACCGGGACUCAGAAGAUAGGGGUUCUAUUCCCAGCUCUGCUACUAGCCUGCUGGGUGACCUUGAGCAUGUCACUUCACCACUCUGCUUUGAUUUCCCCAUCUGUACUAUGCAUAUGAUACUGACCUUUAUAAAGUGCGUUGAGAUCUACUGAUAAGUGUUAAUUAAGAGCUAUGUAUUAUUAUUUAUUAUUAAACAAAUUGAUGAUUGUUGAAAUGGUUUUAUUUCUUAAUGUAGAGAGACCUACAGUAUUAAAUAACAAAAUACUUCAUUCUGGGAACUGAAUUCUUCCAUAUACAUUUGUUUAGCUAUGCUCUGGAUCCGAAGUAAUCUGUUCAGUUACCCCUAGAUUUUUUUUUUCUUGCACAUUGAGGGUGGGAUAUUCCAAAGCAUUUAAUGUUUGGCUUAAUUCUACUCUCAUUGACUUCAGUGGGAGGGAGCAGAGUUAGGCCAACACUGAGUGCUCUUAAAUAUCCCACCCUUUUUUUGACCAGUCAUAGUAAAUUAAAGUGUAUGCAUUGUGACUGUACAGUAAUAUUAAUAAAAUGUUUUAAUUGUCUAAAA
This is a messenger RNA of Trachemys scripta elegans, 1349 nucleotides long. RefSeq names its product phosphatidylinositol glycan anchor biosynthesis class P (gene PIGP). The record is from RefSeq and is a predicted model, not a curated record. The transcript is spliced from 5 exons. Gene Ontology annotation, biological process: GPI anchor biosynthetic process. NCBI's taxonomy places the organism in Eukaryota, Metazoa, Chordata, Testudines, Emydidae. Bases 194 to 598 code for a protein of 134 amino acids. Gene Ontology annotation, molecular function: phosphatidylinositol N-acetylglucosaminyltransferase activity.